AUGCCAUUACCUAGGUUUUCCGUGCUGAGAGCGCUAAAUAGCACAUUUUUCUACCAGUGGUGGUCAGCCGGUGCGUUUAAAAUUAUCAGUGAUUGUGCCCAGGCAUUCACACCACUGUUGAGUAAGAAGUUGAUUGCAUUUACAAUGGUUAGAGAGGUGGACUCGUCGGUGUCUGUUGGUAAGGGUGUCGGUUAUGCAAUUGGCAUUGUUUUGUUAUUCAUGGUUAACUCAUUUUUUUUAAAUGUCUUCUUUUUCCGAGCUAUGAUGACCGGAGCCCAAGCAAGGUCUGUGUUGAGUCAGGCUAUUUAUGAAAAGUCGCUGCGUUUGUCUGGAAAGGCUCGUAUUCACUAUACCAACGGUAUUCUUACUAAUUUAAUGUCUACCGAUUGUCACCGUAUCGAUUUUGCCUUACAAUGGUUACACUUUGCUUGGACAUUCCCAGUAUCUAUUGUAAUUUGUAUUGUCAUUGUAUUGACUAAUAUUGGUGCUUCUGGUCUUGUUGGUUUCGCUCUGCUGUUUGUAUGUUUCUUCAUUGUCACUUAUAUGGCACAGGUAUUGGGUAAGAUCCGUAAGAAGGUCAAUAAGAUCACUGAUACCAGAGUUUCCAUUAUGAGAGAGAUUCUGCAGGCCAUGAAGAUUAUUAAGUUCUAUUCUUGGGAAGAAGCAUAUGAGGAAAAGGUUGCUGAGGUUCGUCGGGAUGAAAUGCACCGUAUCAAAAUCAUGCACACUGCCAGAAACUUGUUGAACGCUUUGUUUGUGUCUGCUCCUACCUUGGCAGGUUUGGUCUCGUUUGUCACCUUGUCCAGUACCGGUGGUCACUUGAACCCAGCCGCUGUGUUUUCCAGUUUGACUACAUUCAAUAUCACCCGUAUGCCUCUUAUGUUCUUGCCUCUGGCUAUUAUGGCUGGUUAUGAUUCGUUCUUGGCUGUUAAUCGUAUUCAGGAUCUGUUAUCUGCAGGUGAAGCCGAAUUCUACAUCGAAUAUAACGUCGAUCAAGAUGAUGCUAUUGCCGUCAAGAACGGUAGUUUUAUCUGGGAAAAGGACGAUGCUAAAAAAGAAGGCGAUGAUUCGGAAUCUGAUGGAGACUCUACUUCAGCUGACAAGUAUCACGCCAAGAGCCAACCUUCAAAAGCUGAUGAGGAUGAGACAAAUGCCCUUACUCCUGCCGAGUCGAUUAAUGCGCAAGCUCGCAGUGUUCAAGAUGUUCCGGCUCCUGGCGUUGUUGAACCCAUUGACCAUCUAACCGAAUCUGCGAAUGCCGUUUCUGAUUCGGAAGUUGAGCAGUUUAACGGUUUCUCCGGACUUGACUUGACUGUCGCUAAUGGCGAAUUUGUAAUUGUCACUGGUACUAUUGGUUCGGGUAAAUCCUCGCUAUUAGCUGCUAUUGCUGGUGGUAUGCGCAAGCUGGAUGGAUCGGUUACUUUGAAUGGCCAGCUGGCUUUCUGUGGCCAACAAUGGGUACAAAAUGCCACAGUCCGCGAUAACAUUACUUUCGGUAAACCAUUUGACGAAGAAUGGUACAAGGAGGUCAUUUACGCGUGUUCUUUGAACAGGGAUCUAGAGAUCUUGCCAGCUGGAGACCAAACAGAGGUCGGUGAAAGAGGUAUUACCAUUUCAGGUGGUCAAAAGGCCCGUAUUAACUUGGCCAGAGCUGUUUACUGGAAUGCCGAUAUUAUUUUGCUAGAUGAUGUUCUCAGUGCUGUCGAUGCUCACGUUGGUAAGCACAUUAUUGAUCACUGUAUCUGCGGUCUGCUCAAAAACAAGACCAGAAUGCUCGCUACCCACCAACUGUCAAUGUUGCAAUAUGCUGAUCGAGUGAUUUUCCUCGACAACACUGGUAAGACUUACAGCGGUUCUGUUGACUACUUGAAGGAAACUGUCCCAGAAUUCAACAACCUUCUUACUUAUGGUCACCAGUCAGAAUCUGACGAUGAUAUUCCUGCUGAAGAGGAAGAGGAAGAGGCCAAGGAGCAUGUCGACAAGGAAGCACUCGAAAUCAAGAAGAUUGCCUCUAAAGAUCCCAAGACCCUUAGCGAAGAUGAAAAGAAGAAGCUGGGUGUUUUGAUGCAAGCUGAGGAAAAAGCUUCUGACGCUGUUCCUUUGAAGACAUACAUGGCGUUUUUCAAGCUUGGUGGUGGUUCCAUUUCAUAUGCUAUUUUACCUCUGCUUCUUAGUGCCAUGAUUUUGUCUACCUUCUGUCAACUCUUCACCAACACAUGGCUUUCUUUCUGGACUGGUAACAAGUUCCCUGGUAGAACUGAACCAUUCUAUAUUGGAAUCUUUGUUAUGUUUGGUAUUCUCAGUGCUGUAUUCUCGUUCUUGUUCUUCUUUGCCAUUACUCACAUUAUCAAUUUGACCAGUUUGACCUUACAUGUACAAGGUGUAAACCGAGUUCUUCACGCUCCCAUGUCAUUCUUCGAUACUUCACCGCUGGGCCGUAUUCUCAACAGAUUCACAAAGGAUACUGACACUGUCGACAACGAAAUGAGUGAUCAAUCGCGUCUUUUGCUCAUGUCAGUUUCCAGUGUUGGUGGUGCUUUUAUCCUUGUUAUUAUCUACUUGCCAUACUUUGCCAUUGCCCUUGUCGGUUUGAUGUUCUUCUUCUUUGCUGCUGCCAAGUUUUACAGAGCGUCUGCACGUGAAAUCAAGCGUAUGGAGUCGUUGGGCAGAUCUGUCUUGUUCAGUCACUUUGGUGAGACUCUCAGUGGAACUUCAACUAUCAAGGCUUACAACAACCAAGAAAUAUUCAUUAGGAAGAGUGAAAAGGCUAUUGAUAAGAUGAAUGCUCCUUAUUACCUUACUAUUGCUAAUCAACGUUGGUUGGCAUUGAGACUCGAUUUGGUUGGUGCUGGUCUGACUCUUGUUACUACAAUGCUUUGUGUUACUGGUCAGUUCUCGAUUAGUCCUUCCUCAGUUGGUUUGGUGCUUUCAUCGCUCUUGCAGACUAUUAACAUGAUGUCUAUGAUUGUUCGUCAAUUAGCAUCGGUAGAGAACAACAUGAACUCUGUCGAGCGUGUCCACCACUAUGCUUACGAACUUCCCACUGAAGCGCCUUUCCAUAUCGAAGCUACCAGACCCGACCCCAGCUGGCCCAAGGAGGGUAGAAUCGAUUUCAAGAACAUGACCAUGGCUUACCAACCAGGACUGCCUCCUGUGUUGAAGAAUAUCAACCUCAACAUCAAUGGUGGUGAGAAAAUUGGUAUCUGCGGUCGUACUGGUGCUGGUAAGAGUACCAUUAUGGUUGCUCUGUAUAGGUUGGCAGAAAUGAGCGGUGGAUCCAUUGACAUCGACGGCGUGGAUAUCAGCACCCUUGGUCUCAACGAGCUUCGUAUGAAGCUAUCUAUUAUCCCACAAGAUCCAGUGCUCUUCCAAGGAACCAUCCGAUCGAAUAUUGAUCCUUUUGGAACAUGCACGGAUGUCGAGCUCUGGGAUGCUCUUCGAAGAUCUUGGUUGGUUGAGAGCAAGGAUCUCGAGCUUCUUAAACAGGGUAGCUUGAGUAUGGACAAGGUCAAGUUCCAUCUCGAUAGUGUUGUAGACGAUGAAGGUACCAACUUUAGUUUGGGUGAACGCCAACUACUGGCUCUUGCUCGUGCCUUGGUCCGUAAAUCUCAAAUUCUCAUUUUAGAUGAGGCCACAUCCUCAGUUGACUUCCAGACUGAUCACAGAAUUCAGACAACUAUUGUCAACGAAUUCAGCCAUUGUACUAUUCUUUGCAUUGCCCAUCGUCUAAACACCAUCUUAGCCUAUGAUAGAAUCCUCGUUCUGGAACAAGGAGAGGUUGCUGAGUUCGAUGACCCAGUCACUCUCAUGAACAUCAAAGGUGGCGCAUUCCAAUCCAUGUGUGAGAGAUCUGGAAUCUCUAUGGACGACGUCUUGGAGCAACAGGCUGCAAGAAAGAACCAACAAUAA
Sugiyamaella lignohabitans is the source of this 3909-nucleotide messenger RNA. RefSeq names its product ATP-binding cassette transporter YOR1 (gene YOR1). Bases 1 to 3909 code for a protein of 1302 amino acids. Gene Ontology annotation, molecular function: ATP binding; ATP hydrolysis activity; ABC-type xenobiotic transporter activity. Gene Ontology annotation, biological process: transmembrane transport. NCBI's taxonomy places the organism in Eukaryota, Fungi, Ascomycota, Dipodascomycetes, Dipodascales, Trichomonascaceae. Gene Ontology annotation, cellular component: plasma membrane. The transcript has a single exon. The record is from RefSeq and is a predicted model, not a curated record.